AUGGCGAAAGAUGGCUCCCGUCGAUCAAGUGCCGCACCUUCGACUCAUAACGAUUCCCCGCGGGCGAACAUCCAUGAAGCUCCCGCACAAGGACCACAGCAAACUGGCGAAGCUGCCAACAACGCUGCUCAAGAUGCCCCAUCGAAAGCCGACCCGGUCAAACCAUUUACUGCGAACGGUGCAAAUUUACGAGCAGCUGAGUCGCAACCCAUGACAGCGUCCAACUCGACUUCUUCGAACCCCCCCACAAAAGAGGUACCUUCCAGUGCCGCGGGUCCGGCUGCCGCAUAUGGAACUCGGUCGCGCAACAGAACAGGGAAUUCGCGGCCAAAUUAUGCCGAAGACAAAGAAUUGGACGCGGAACUUGAUGCUGUAUCGUCUGUCAAGGUGGUAACUGGGCGCAAAUCGAGGGUGGUAGACUCGGCAGCUUCGACCGAUGAUGGGCACCUUCCAUCCAAGAGUGCUAGUACCAUGGAACUGGAGAGUCAUCCUACAACACAGAGCCAUAAUAAAGACUCAAUACCUGGGACAUCUACCUUUUCCGCCAACCCAACAUCCAACGGUACCCAGUCAAAGAAGAGAAAGGCUGCCACCCAGGCUGCUACACAGCCGCUGCAAGUACCAACACAAAAUAUGCCACAGGCUGCGACUCGUAGAGCCAGUACGGCCGCACAUGUGGCUUAUAAUGUGGAAGACUCGAAUAUGCUGAGCUUUGAAAACUGUGGAGGUCGCUUGAGGGAUAGCAAGCUCGUGGCCGACGAUGGAACUGUUUUCGAAGUCAAUGAUCAUGCUUACCUUGUCUGUGAGCCUCCGGGUGAGCCAUAUUAUCUGGGGCGUAUCAUGGAGUUUCUCCAUGUUAACAACGACCCCAAGCAGCCCAUCGAUGCUCUUCGGCUAAACUGGUACUAUCGUGCGAAAGACAUCGGUAAGAGUAUCAGUGAUACCCGCCAGAUAUUUGCAUCCAUGCACUCCGAUGUCAGUCCUUUGACAGCACUCAGAGGGAAGUGUCAAAUCAAGCACAAAACCGAAGUUGAGAAACUGGAUGAUCUCAGGAAAACUAAAGAUUGCUUUUGGUACGAAAAACUCUACGACCGUUACAUUCAUCGUUAUUUUGAUGUCAUCCCGACUGCUCACAUAAUCAACGUACCUGCCGAGGUCAAAAAGGUCCUGGAUGAAAGAUGGAAAUAUAUUAUCGUUGAACCUGGACGCGGAAAGGAGUUGACAAGUGCUGUUAAAACGUGUAAAACUUGCAGCAAGUACUGCGCGAGUAACGACUCCGUCGAUUGUGCCGUCUGUGGCAAUACAUAUCACAUGAGAUGUGUAAACCCUCCGUUGCUGAAGAAGCCAUCACGAGGAUUUGCUUGGGCCUGUGCGCCUUGCAGCAAAGCAGAGGAGAAGAGACUGCAAGCACGCCAUACGCCAAACGUCAACGAUGUUGAAGAGGAAGAAAAUAACGAAGAAGAUGGAGAAAGCCACAAAACGGCUGGUGAUGAGCUUAAUACUGGUGGAACAACCCUGAUUUCCAACGAAGGUGACGGAUCUCUCCAUUCCGGUACAGCUGAGCAGCAGUAUCAAGCAAGCCUGUGGCAGUGGCGAUAUCUUGGCCAGCAUUGUAAAGUCGAGGAUGCGUUGGACUACGAUGAUCGGAUACACCCCAGAGCGAGUUCGCGCCUAGGUCCGCGGCACCAAGCCAACGUUCUUCCCUGGCCUGGCAGACCAGUGGAAUAUGUUAAACCUUUGCAAGUCAAGAGGAAGUACAUGAAAGGAGGUGGACACAAGAAAGAUUCCAAACCUUCAAAAGAAGCUCUUGCCGUCCUGGAGGCUAAUAAGGCUGCUCAGGAGAACCGCCCUAAGUGGGUUAUGGAUGAGCCGGUGGGUUAUGUUCACCGCGGAGAAGAUCAUGAACCAGGUGAUCCCAACUGCACAGCUGAGCUGCUCUACAAGCUUCCCGAGACGAUGGAAGUCGCUGGAAAGAUUAUCAGCGAUUGUAAUCCAGAUGAUUCCGUUGUUCCUCCGCGAGAGCAAGCGAUAUUUGAUUACAUGGGUCGAGCUGCACAGCUUGCAAGACCUAAAGGGCUCCCGUAUCUAUCGACUAACAUGUUGGAUGUCGCUCUUCAUACGCUACACCUCAAUGGCUAUAACGUAGAACAAGCCCUCCUCGCUUUGCAGAAUACGGAUAAAAGAGCUUUCAAGGAACCGGAUUUGACCCCCCAGGAGCUCAAAAAGUUCGAAGAUGGCGUUGUGAAGUUCGGAUCCGAGUGGCAUAGUCUCAAAAAACACGUGAAGACUGUCAGUGCCGGUAACAUAGUUCGGUUCUAUUACACCUGGAAGAAGACCGAGCGAGGGAAGCAGAUAUGGGGUAAUUACAAAGGUCGCAAAGGCAAGAAGGAAGCGAAGCGAGCCGAAGCUACGGUUGGAAAAUUGCAGGACGAUGUCGCCGACGAGAAUGAUGAUUCUGCGUUUGACAACGAGAAGGCGGCACAAAAGAAGCGGCUAUUCCAAUGCAAGUUUUGCAAUACAAGAGAAUCGAGACAAUGGCGACGGGCUCCCAACACCGCUGCUGGAACUAUGAUCUCAGAUAAUCCGGGUGGUAAAACUUCAGGUAAAGACAAGAGCAACCAGUUCAUGGUUGCCUUGUGCAGGAGAUGUGCUGAACUCUGGCGACGAUAUGGCAUUCAAUGGGAGGACAUUGACGAGGCAUCUAAGAAGGGGCCAUACAAGAGAAAAAUCGACGAGGAACUUCUUAAAGAGCUCGUGGCAGCUAAUGAAGUCCAGAACCAGGCCGUUCCUGUUGCGCCGGUGGUCCCUGUAACGAAUGUACCUCCUGCUCCAGCCAUGGUCGUUCAAGCAACUGGUCCUGAACCACCUAGAAAAAAGCUAAAGGGCACAUCUGAGCGAGACUCGAUAGACACCGCUAUGGAGCCAACUGCAAAUGCAGGACCAAAAAAGAAGAUCGUGCCUGAAAAGCCAGUAGGCCCGCCGCCUCCUCCAGAUCCACCGAAAGCCAGGCUACUUCCAUGCGCGAUCUGCGGUGAGAUGGACCCUAUGGGUGACCAACAUCUUUCAUGCAAAGAAUGUCGAAUGGCAGUGCAUAGAAAUUGUUAUGGUGCUGUCGGGGAGAACCGAAGUCCUAGCAAAUGGGUCUGCGAUAUGUGCUCCAAUGACAAGAAUCCCCAGGUUUCAAUUCAAUAUAAGUGCACUCUCUGUCCCAUAGAGUUUACAGAGCACGACUUUGUCGAGCCUCCUAAAGUUACACACAAGAAGAAAUCGGAGAAGGAUCGCGAGCGUGACCGGGUCGAGCGUGAGAGUGCCCAGAAAGCGGCAGACUAUUUCCGGAAGAAGCAGGAGGAGAUGAACAAACCUGUCAACCCUCGCGAGCCCCUGAAACGAACGGCAAAUAACAACUGGGUCCAUGUCACUUGCGCCGUCUUCACUCCAGAGGUGAAAUUCGGCAAUGCCAAGGCUCUAGAGCCAUCGGAGGGGAUCCCAUCGAUACCUACAGCGAGAUACGAUGAGACGUGCAAGGUCUGCAAAAAAAAUAAGGGUGCAUGUGUGAGUUGUCAGACAUGCAAAAUACCAGUGCACGUCGAAUGCGCGCAUCAAGCUGGAUAUAUCCUUGGCUUCGACAUCACUCCUGUGAAAGGAUCUCGUCGCGAUCAAGUCACCACUGUUAACAUCAACGGAGAAGUUGGAACUAUGACUGCAGCCAUUUGGUGCAAGGAACACGUUCCCGCCAAAUCUGCCGUACACCACAUGCAUGAGAUCGUGGAUCAGGAGACCGGCCUGACUGCAUUGCAGCUCUACGUCCAGAACUUCAAGCAGGCAGACUUGGCAUUGACUGGGACUGUUCGUAAGGCAACACUCGUCAACCAGUCCACAAAGGUUGUCAACCCUCAAGCCACGGCUGCUCCGGCUCCUAAUCGACGUACCUCGACGACAACGGGCGCUAACGGGCACGCCGGGAGAGGCUCUGUAUCCCACGCAAAGGCAGAAGACGUACCUACGGACCUGUACUCGGUCGCCAAAGGUACCCCACGGAAGAUCUGCGUUACCUGUGACAUCGAUGUCAGCCCGAAGUGGUGGCCAUACCUCACACAACAACCAGAGAAAAUCUCCGAGCCUCCGAUUGAAGUUUCUCCUGAGCUAAAUGGCGAUCUCGGUCAUGCAAGUGACGCGCCAUUAACCAAUGGCCAUACAACGAAUGACUCCGGUGAAGAGACUGGUGGUACAAAUGUGGCUUUAGCAGCAGCAGCUUUGCAUCGAAAUCCGAAGACCGUUGCUUUGUCGACAGAGUUCCAAUGCCACCAGUGCCAUUAUGACAGAGUUCGUAAAAACUCGCCCACGCCACUGCCUCCACCUCCCGUGCCCGCAACUCGAGAAACGUCAAGACCUCCACCUAGUAUUCCUGCUCCGAUUCCAGUCACUGAACCAGACCUAUCUCAGCCCGCACCAUCCCCACAGGUGUGGCCUCCUCAUCCUCCGUCGUACCCACCCAAUGGGUCAUCCUACAACUGGCCACGACAGUCUCCCGGGCCUCAACCGGUCCAACAUGCAAAUCUCUUAAACGGCAAUCAUUCUCCUCGAGGCAAUCCUGGACAUGUGCUCUCACAUACUGAUCAGCCUCAAUAUCGACAGUCGGCUCAUGGCCUGCCGCCUUCGCCUCGUCAGACCAAUGGGUACCACCCUCAUGCCUCGAACGGGUAUCGUCCACCUUCGCCACGUCAGAACAUGGGAUCUCCGACCCUCCACAUGCAAAAUAGCACAUAUGCAUCAUACGUUUCGACAAGGUCCCCACCUCAGCACUUGACUAAUGGAGGUCCGCCACCCAGAGCACCAGAGCACCCAUUCGUGCAUAAUAACUCGCCGAUGCAUCCUCGUCCAUCAUAUGGCCCGCCUCACGGUAGUCCGCCUGUGUCCCGCGAUCCUCAUUCUCAAGGUCGAGACAUGGUGAGCCAACAAAACAACAACGGACGACCAAAUGAUGGCCGAGUCAAUGGUGGGGCGAGUGCAAGUCCAUCUUUGCGGAAUCUGCUUUCGUAA
Messenger RNA from Drepanopeziza brunnea f. sp. 'multigermtubi' MB_m1, 5040 nucleotides. RefSeq lists its product as uncharacterized. Lineage: Eukaryota; Fungi; Ascomycota; Leotiomycetes; Helotiales; Drepanopezizaceae. Gene Ontology annotation, cellular component: Lid2 complex. Gene Ontology annotation, molecular function: ubiquitin-protein transferase activity; chromatin binding. The record is from RefSeq and is a predicted model, not a curated record. Gene Ontology annotation, biological process: histone catabolic process.